AUGAAGCAUGCCAAGUACUCUGCCCUGGAACCAACGUACGACUUUGUGCCGGUUGCAGUCGAGACUGCGGGACCUUGGGCUGUGGAGGCUAGGGACUUUGUGGUUAUAGAAGAGAGGCAAUUGCCAAAGCUUAUUGUGGUCAGUGAGAGAACGCAGACUAAAGAUGUUCUGGAUGCAGAGACCAAUACGAAGACGGCGCGAUUUUCAAUGGUGGAGAGCCAGAAAAGCAAGUUGAAGAGCAAAUGUACGACGGCGUUAGCAAAGGGGGCUAUCCUGGUGUCUUGCAGCCCCUAUGUGGAGAUAGCCAGGCGCCUGAGACAGGACAUAAACGACAAGCAGAAAAAGACAGCUCUCAUCAAGGAUUCUAUGAAACAGAUACCUGAAGUCAAGCGACGUCGCGGCAUCCUAAAGAAGGUUCUAGAAGAUGUGACACUAGACGGCAUGUGCUCGACUGGCACCACCACACAUAAGAAACAACCAACUCUUGACAGGAUACUCAAGGAAAGUCACAUAAACGACAAGCAGAAAAAGACAGCUCUCAUCAAGGAUUCUAUGAAACAGAUACCUGAAGUCAAGCGACGUCGCGGCAUCCUAAAGAAGGUUCUAGAAGAUGUGACACUAGACGGCAUGUGCUCGACUGGCACCACCACACAUAAGAAACAACCAACUCUUGACAGGAUACUCAAGGAAAGUCACAUCUUCCUCAAAUACUCAAAAAGUUGCAAAACAAAAAAGAAACGCGUGCGCAUGGACAAGAAACCAGCCUUCUUCUUCACCAAGAGAGACGAGGAUUCCGUACAGUCAUUAAACGAGGCCUCAGAAAGUGAGAGGCCUAAGCGAGUAGGCCUCCCAGCUUCUGAUGACAAGGAUAACUGUGAGUAUAUAGAGGAGAAACUGGCCUUCUUCUUCACCAAGAGAGACGAGGAUUCCGUACAGUCAUUCAACGAGGCCUUAGAAAGCGAGAGGCCUAAGCGAGUAGGCCUUCCAGCUUCUGAUGAUAAUGACAACUGUGAGUAUAUAGAGGAGAAACUGGCCCUCUUCUUCACCAAGAGAGAAAAGGACUCCGUACAGUCAUUAAACGAGGCCUCAGAAAACGAGAGGCCAGUUAUGUGGCCAAUCUUCCGAAGUUUGAGCGAGACAACGCUAUUCGCGUAUUAUAGCGCAGCGAAGUGCGAAACGGACGCACACUGCGUGCCCCUAAGUGCUUGGGUUAUAAACAGUGGUGAUAUCGUAAUACCACCAGAUCAUUCAGAAGACGACGCCAGCCUCGAACGUAAACCUGCCCGACUAGUACUGCGUGCGUCGUCCGGCGGACCGUCCGUACCGUACGAAUCUGACGCGUCCGACACGUCGGACGAUGGCUCCAGACUCUCCGGCGUCUCUAAUAUGUCUAGCGCAUCGGAUUUUAGGGGGCAGCAUUUAGCAAUAGUCAGUUCCUGUAUCGAUUAA
Messenger RNA from Cydia strobilella, 1449 nucleotides. RefSeq lists its product as uncharacterized. The record is from RefSeq and is a predicted model, not a curated record. The transcript is spliced from 10 exons. Bases 1 to 1449 code for a protein of 482 amino acids. NCBI's taxonomy places the organism in Eukaryota, Metazoa, Arthropoda, Insecta, Lepidoptera, Tortricidae.